Molecule: messenger RNA, 1029 nt
Organism: Lepus europaeus (European hare)
Lineage: Eukaryota; Metazoa; Chordata; Mammalia; Lagomorpha; Leporidae
Gene: HS3ST6
Product: heparan sulfate-glucosamine 3-sulfotransferase 6
Exons: 2
Coding region: 1-1029 (342 amino acids)
Molecular function (GO): [heparan sulfate]-glucosamine 3-sulfotransferase activity
Source: RefSeq, a predicted model, not a curated record
AUGGCAGGUAGCGGCGGCCUAGGCGACCGGGCCGGCGUCGGCCAGGGCGCGGGGGCCGGGCCCGGGCCAGCGCUGCGGGCACCCCGCGGGCCGCUGGUGCUCUGCGCGCUGGUGCUCGGCGCCUACUGCCUCUGCGCCCUCCCGGGCCGCUGUCCUCCGGCCGCCCGCGCUCCCGCACCGGCUCCCGCGCCCUCCGAGACGCCCCUCGCCGCCCACCGCCCCGGCGCGCUCGGCCUGCCCAGGGCCAGAAGCCCGGGACGCCGGCGCUUGCCACAGGCGCUCAUCGUGGGCGUGAAGAAGGGCGGCACGCGCGCCCUGCUGGAGUUCCUGCGGCUGCACCCCGACGUCCGCGCCCUGGGCUCCGAGCCCCACUUCUUCGACAGGUGCUACGAGCGCGGCCUCGCCUGGUACCGGAGCCUGAUGCCGCGUACCCUGGACGGGCAGGUCACCAUGGAGAAGACCCCCAGCUACUUCGUGACUCGCGAGGCCCCCCCUCGCAUCCUUGGCAUGUCGCCGGACACCAAGCUGAUCGUGGUGGUGAGGAACCCCGUGACCCGGGCCAUCUCCGACUACGCCCAGAUGCUGUCCAAGACCCCAGGCCUGCCCAGCUUCCGCGCCCUGGUCUUCCGCCACGGCCUGGGCCCCGUGGACACGGCCUGGAGCGCCGUGCGCAUCGGCCUCUACGCCCAGCACCUGGACAACUGGCUGCGUUACUUCCCGCUGUCCCACUUCCUGUUUGUCAGCGGCGAGCGCCUGGUCAGCGACCCGGCCGGGGAGGUGGGCCGCGUGCAGGACUUCCUGGGCCUCCGGCGGGUCGUCACGGACAAGCACUUCUACUUCAACGCCACCAAGGGCUUCCCCUGUCUCCAGACAGCCCAGGGGCGCAGCCGCCCGCGCUGCUUGGGCAAAUCCAAAGGCCGGCCCCACCCCCGGGUGCCGGAGGCCGUAGUCCGGCGCCUGCGGGACUUCUACCGGCCCUUCAACCGCAGGUUCUACCAGAUGACCGGCCAUGACUUUGGCUGGGACUGA